Messenger RNA from Candidula unifasciata, 1368 nucleotides. Lineage: Eukaryota; Metazoa; Mollusca; Gastropoda; Stylommatophora; Geomitridae. The record is from the annotation of a GenBank genome assembly.
AUGGGCGAGCAGCUGUUGAUCGCCAUUUGUUCUUUAUUAUUUUUUCCUGUUGUUUUUGUUAUUACAGUUGUAAUCGUUCUCGCAACGAGUGGGACAUCGUUCGGCAUUCGAGAAAUGUAUGUGGGAAUAUUGCUCAAGAUCUUCGAGGCAUGCAAAGUUAAGGUGCAGGUCAAAAAGCGUUCAGAUGAAGAUGAUAGUGAUAGUGAUGAAGAAAAUGGUGAGAAAAAGGCAAAUGGUUACAAGCAGGAUGAAAAAUUGGAGAAUGAUGAUCAGAUUAUUGAAAAAGAUUUCACCAUAUCAGCAACGAAAGGUCUGGAGAGACCAGACUGGUUACAUUUCAAAAAAGAAUUUGAGUUGUCUGAUAUAUUCUACUUUUCCAAAUGUGGAAUGGAGGCAAUUAUUGAUGAUACUGUGACAAAACGCUUUUCUGCUGAAGAAUUGCCAUCUUGGAAUUUGUUAACUAGAACACAGAAACCUCAUCAGUUUAUGAGUGUACGUUUAACAGCAUUGUGGUGUGUGGGUUGUUUUGUACGUUAUGUCAUUCUGCUGCCAUUCAGGCUAGUGAUUGUAUGUAUAUGGAUUGUCUGGCUGGUGGUCUCAACAGCGUUUAUUGGGUACUUGAAAGAUGGCAGCUUCAAGCUCAAAGUGUACAAAAUUGCUAGUUUAAUGUGCUUCAGAAUUCUGUGUCGAGCUUUCUCAGGUGUCAUCAGGUAUCAUAACAGAGAAAACAUGGCAAAGAAUGGAAUCUGUGUUGCCAAUCAUACAUCACCUGUGGAUGUGGUCAUACUAUCAUGUGACAACACGUAUGCUCUCAUUGGUCAGGCACAUGGCGGCCUGUUAGGGCUGAUGCAGCGGUCACUUGGUCGGGCAACGUCUCACAUCUGGUUUGAGAGGUCUGAGGCUAAAGACAGAUGUCUAGUGGCCAAAAGGUUAAAGUCUCAUAUCGAAGAUGAGAAUAAACUGCCUGUGCUGAUUUUUCCCGAAGGGACAUGCAUUAAUAACACAUCAGUAAUGAUGUUCAAGAAGGGAAGUUUUGAGGUGGCCUCAACAAUUUAUCCUGUGGCUAUAAAGUAUGACCCCAGGUUUGGAGAUGCAUUCUGGAACAGUGCUAAACAUAACUGGACCCAGCACUUGCUGCAGAUCAUGACCAGCUGGGCACUUGUCUGUGAUGUGUGGUACUUGCCGCCCAUGACUCGGAUGGAAGGGGAAGAUGCUGUGUCUUUUGCAAACAGGGUCAAGUCCGAAAUAGCAAGGCAGGGUGGACUGGUGGACUUAGAUUGGGACGGUGGGUUGAAACGUUCUACGGUCAAGGAAUCCAUGAAGGAAGUACCACAAGAACAGUACAGCAAAAUAUUGAAAGUUGACUGA